This is a messenger RNA of Vombatus ursinus (common wombat), 596 nucleotides long. Its product is annotated as hemoglobin subunit alpha-like. NCBI's taxonomy places the organism in Eukaryota, Metazoa, Chordata, Mammalia, Diprotodontia, Vombatidae. Gene Ontology annotation, cellular component: blood microparticle; haptoglobin-hemoglobin complex; hemoglobin complex. Gene Ontology annotation, biological process: oxygen transport; hydrogen peroxide catabolic process. Gene Ontology annotation, molecular function: oxygen carrier activity; oxygen binding; heme binding. The coding region runs from base 28 to 456 and encodes 142 amino acids. The transcript is spliced from 3 exons. The record is from RefSeq and is a predicted model, not a curated record.
CUGCACAGAACCGAGAAAGAAGUCAACAUGGUGCUCUCUGCGGCUGAUAAGACUAAUGUGAAGGCUGUCUGGGAUAAGGUGGGAGGCUCCGCCGGUGCCUUCUCCACCGAAGCCCUGGAGAGGACCUUCUGCUCUUUCCCCACCACCAAGACCUACUUCCACCACUUCGACCUGUCCCACGGCUCUGCCCAAGUCAAGGCUCAUGGCGAGAAAAUAGGCAAUGCUCUGACCCAGGCUGUUGGCCACAUGGAUGAUCUGCCCGGAAUCCUGUCCAAACUUAGUGACCUGCACGCCCACAAGCUGAGGGUGGAUCCUGUCAACUUUAAGCUCCUGAGUCACUGCCUGCUCGUGACAUUGGCCAGUCACUUCGGCAAGGAAUUCUCUCCCGAGAAGCAUGCCUCCUUGGAUAAGUUCCUUUCCUCUGUGUCUACCGUGCUGACCUCGAAGUAUCGUUAAGUCUGUGUCGAAGACCAGGGAUUUCCCCCACCUCCACCGCUGGCCACCACCAUCCAGGCUGCGGGUCCCUCGGUGUCCCCAACUCCUCCUAUUCCGCAAUGGCAGAUAGAAGUCUUCGAAUAAAGUCUGAGUCUGCCACA